Drosophila pseudoobscura is the source of this 1853-nucleotide messenger RNA. RefSeq lists its product as uncharacterized. Bases 270 to 1775 code for a protein of 501 amino acids. The transcript is spliced from 3 exons. The record is from RefSeq and is a predicted model, not a curated record. Lineage: Eukaryota; Metazoa; Arthropoda; Insecta; Diptera; Drosophilidae.
AACAAAACACUACUCUACUCGCAUUGUACUCGGCACUUUUCGGCAAAACACUCACACAUUUUCAGAGCACAGAACACACACUUUUGCUUCCCUCAAAAACCAAGAGCCCAACCAAUAGACCAAUGAUUUUUCGCUGGCCCAAAACUGUCGUUGAGGCGAUCAACAAUGAAAUAACAAAUGGGAAUUCCCCCGUGGACACAACGCAGGAGAACCAGUUGCUUACUUAUAUAAUCUAGCGUAAGCGAUCCUUGAGAAGAGAUCUUGAGGCAAUGGCUUUGUGUCGGGCCCCCGCACAGCCCCGGCAACAGCAGCCACAGCAGCCGGCGUGUCCGCCCAUGUCCCUGCCCGUCUCGUAUCCCUACAUGGACGCGCAGCAGCUGCAGCAGUUCUACAUCGCCCAGAUGCUGCAGCCGCAGCCCCCCCUCGGGCCCAAUGUGUACGUCCAGCCCUGGUACAUGUGCCAGCCGCCGUCGUGCCAGAACUACGGCUACUGCUACGGCAUGCAGAUGCCACCCAGAGCCAUGCUGCCACAGGACUGUAGUUCCCCCUCAAACACGCCUUCCAUUCAGUCCACAGGAUCGGAAAACAGCACGGGGAGUUGCUGCAGACCCACCACCAGCACAAGAUGCGUGCCCCAGGAUCGCAAGCGAUCUCCUGCCGGUGGCAGGACCUACCAGCAAUGCAAAGUGCCGCUUCCGAAAACCGCCUGUGGGUGGUGCGGCAGCCUCGACAGCUUCGAGUCGGAUGGCAGCGCCCUGUUGGAGGCUCAACGCUUUGCGGCAUGCAGCAUCUGUCCAGCGCCCAAGCCAAAAGAGAUUCAGAGAAGACAGCAGCAGGAAGAAGUAUCCCAAAACGAUUCAGAAAUGGAGCAAAACCUCGCUUCAAAGAAGGAGCAAAGGAUUGCUUCAAAUAAGGUGCACAGAAUCGAUUCGGAGAUCGGUUCAGAGAAUGGGUCAAAGAUCGAUUCAGAGAAUGAGGAGGAAGUAAUCGAUUCAGAGAACCAUUCGAGACAAGCAGCUUCCAAGAAGGAGCAAAGGAAAGAUCUAAAGAGGGCUCAAAGGCACUCUUCCAAGGAGGAAAGGGGCUCUUCCAAGGAAGAAAAGUGCUCUUCCAAGGAAGAAAGGCACUCUUCGAAGGAAGAAAGACACUCUUCCAAGGAAAAAAGACACUCUUCCAAGGAAGAAAGGGGCUCUUUUAAGGAAGAAAGGGGCUCUUACAAGGAAGAAAGGGGCUCUUCCAAGGAAGAAAGGCAAUCUUCCAAGGAAGAAAGGGGCUCUUCCAAGGAAAAAAGACACUCUUCCAAGGAAGAAAGGGGCUCUUUUAAGGAAGAAAAGUGCUCUGCCAAGAAACACCACAAAGAGGCCAUCAAACCGGCGAAACCCGCGAAACCUGCCACACUCAAGGAGGACAUCGACAGCGCGCUGGGCAGCUCCGCCAGUAGCUUCAUCAAACGCUUGGGCGUGCUCAUGCGCCAUCGCUCCACCCGGAGCUCCAUGAAGCAAAAGCAAGCCAAGGCCCCACCAAGUCCGUGCCUCACUCCGGCCUGCUCGAACACCAGUUCGGAGUCCCUGCAGCAGCCACCCACGAGGUCCAGCUUCUUGAGCCGUUUGUUCGGCGAAGUGCGCGACAAUGAUAUGGCCUUCUAUGCGCAAAAAUCCAGAUGCAACAUACAGCACGAGCCAAGCCUGCAUUCGGACAGUCUGGAGCAGCUGGCGGCCUUCAAGAAGCUGCGAAAGAAGCAACGGCUUUCAGCCAAGGGUCCCUAUGAAAUAUAAACCAUACCCUGAACACCAAUAGGCAGAUUUUCAAGUGUAUUUCAAAUUUCAGGCAAUAAAAUUAACCGAAGCGAGGAA